Oncorhynchus kisutch (coho salmon) is the source of this 5260-nucleotide messenger RNA. RefSeq names its product myelin-associated glycoprotein. The transcript has 12 exons. NCBI's taxonomy places the organism in Eukaryota, Metazoa, Chordata, Actinopteri, Salmoniformes, Salmonidae. The record is from RefSeq and is a predicted model, not a curated record. Bases 507 to 3125 code for a protein of 872 amino acids.
GAUGUCUUGAGCAGUUAUUGCCCCAUUAAACUGGAACUCGCUGUAAAAAUAGACUUGAAACUACAUGAUAACAUUUGUGGAUUUAAAUCUCUGGAUGAAUUACUGUUGGCUGUAUUCCUUUAAAAUAAAAACAUGUUUAAAAAAGAGAAAUAAAGAGAAAUAUUGCAAGGGGCUGUAGCUUUCUGUGUAAUUUACAGGUCACUGGAUUAUAUGUCUGCUUGUAUUUCAUCUGGAAUCAGAGGAUGUUGCCUUCCUUGUGAAGCUUGAUAUAUUUCACUAGUAACUGUGAUUGAAAAGAACAUCUGAUGAUCAUUUGAUACUACAGAUGGAGGCUAUCACUUGUGGGUUGAUGCUUAUUCAACGAAGGAAAAUUCUGUGUCUUGCAAACAGCAGAUGACCAUCGCGUGAAUACUGGUAUUUAAACUUACUCAGAAUCAACACAGCUUCAUUGGCUUCAAGACAGUGUUAAAAAGCAGGUCAUCUGGCCCUUUCUGAUACAGAGAAUCAUGCACAUCACAGGAGCUGAAAGACUCAUCCUCAUUGGUGGUCUGCUGCAAGGUGUUCUGUGCCUCGACUUUGCAGCUCUGAUGCCUCAGAAUAUAAAGGCUCUGAGUGGAUCUUGUGUGAACAUUCCCUGCUCAUUUACACUGCCAUCUAGAUUUGAGUCGUUCCUCACAACUUCAUGUAAAGGAAUAUGGAAGAAAGGGUGGACAGGAUUACAGGUGUUUGAUUCUAGUCUCACAGGAACAGGCUUAAACACCAUUCAAGGGAAUCUAACUGGGAACAUGCAGCAGAAGGAAUGUACCACAAUCCUGAAUGACCUCACAUCUUAUCUCAAUUACUACUUUUCAUUCAGAAUUGAUUGUGACAAUGCUCUGAGAUAUAAUUUUCCAGAACUUGUCACAAUUGAUGUAAAAGAAAAUCCAUCCAAUCCCACUCUAAGUCCAGCAACAGUAAAUGUGAUGGAGGGGACCUCAGUGAGUCUGAUCUGCUCUGCUGCAGCCCCCUGUCCCUCACUCCCUCCAACUCUGACAUGGACCCCCACACUGAGUGACAGUGUGGAGGAUUUGCAGGUGACUCCGAAUCGAGUCAUAACUUCUCUCCUGAACUUUACCGCUUCACAUGUCCACCACGGAGAGAAGAUCUCCUGCACUGCGCUGUACAAACGACAAGCUGGCAAGAGUGAUAAAUCAUCCAAAACUGAUCUGACAGUCGCUGUUCUUUACUCUCCCAAGAACACCUCGGUGUCAGUCAGUCCCUCUGGUUCAGUGGUAGAGGGCAGCUAUGUGACUCUGACUUGCAGCAGCAAUGCUAACCCAGCAGUGUGGAGCUACAACUGGUACAGAGUUAUUGGAGAGCAGGUUUCAACAGUGAGGGCAGGCAGAAUGCUAACUGUCCAGGUACCAGCAGAUUACAGUUAUUUCCACUGUGAAGCCAUCAAUGACCAUGGAACCAAGAACUCAUCUGUCAUUCAACUAAAUGGAAUGUACCCUCCCAAGAACACCUCAGUGUCAGUCAGUCCCUCUGGUUCAGUGGUAGAGGGCAGCUCUGUGACCCUGACCUGCAACAGCAAUGCCAACCCUGCAGUGAAGAACUACACCUGGUACAAAAUCAAUGGGACUGAGGCUGUCCUUUUAGGAUCUGGAGAGAGCUUCACCUUAGACAGUAAAGCAAGUGAUAGCGGGGAGUACUGCUGUGAAGCACUGCAUGUACUCGGUAAAGAAAAAGCCACAGUUGUUCAGCUGGAUAUUCAAUAUCCCCCCAAGAACACCUCAUUGUCAGUCAGUCCCUCUAGCUCAGUAGCAGAGGGCAGCUCUGUGACUCUGACUUGCAGCAGCAAUGCCAACCCAGCAGUGAAGAACUACACCUGGUACAGAGUUGAGGGAAGGGAGAAGGACAUUGUCGGGUCUGAAGAGGACCUCAACAUCUCCAGUGUGACCAGGCUUUCAAAUGAACAGUACUACUGUGAGGCUCAGAAUGUCCAUGGACUGCAGACCUCUGAAGCCAUCAGUAUCGAUGUGACAUUUGCUUCAGAGAUCCUGAACACCUCUCACUGCAUCAGGAUUUCAGCUACAUCUCAGAUCAGAUGUUUCUGUGAUAGCUAUGGGAACCCUGCUCCCACACUGGUGUGGCAACUGGCUGGAGAGUCUGUCAAUCACUCCACUAACACCAUCAUCAGGGAGGAGCCAAUGGGCCAAGCAGGCCUGAGGAGCUCCCUCACCAUCCACCAAUCACAGGAAGAGAAAAUACAGAGUCUGGUCUGCCUCAGCUCCAACUUUGUUGAUUUUGACAACUUCACAUUUGACUUAACAUCAAUGAAAACAUUGAAAGGUUUCCAUCUUCCCUCUCUGUUGAUCGGGGUUGGUGUGGGGGCAGGAGUGAUGAUGCUCCUAUGCAUCCCACUACUUCACUUCUGCAAGCAUAGGAGAGCCAGGCAGUCACCAAGCAAAAGACAGAAGGACACAGCAGAGUUCAUAGUGACGGAUGAGACCCUCUUUCAGGAGGAGGACAAUGUCUAUGCCAAUAAAGCCAUGCUGGAUGAGGCCCUCGGGCCCAACAGGACAGUGGACAGGGAAAUCGACGACACAGACCUCCUCCACUACGCCAACUUGAACUUCUCCAAACUCCAGGCCAAGGUGGCCGAGCGGGGGGUGGGGGAGGGAGAGAUCAGGGGAGUCGCCUCCAAAACGACAGAGUACGCAGUGAUCCGCCUGCACUCCACAGGCAGUAUCGAGGGAGGGGCUGAGAAGAAGGAGGCCAUUCCUGCUCUGGAGCAGGGGGAGCACGCUGAGGACCAUGGAGCUAAAGUCUUGGAAGAAUCCCAGGCAGGGCACGAGAGUGAUGAGGAAGAAGAAGUUGCAAAGGAUUCUGCGCUGCCAGAGCUACAGGGUGUGACUAAUUAUGCCCUCAGUGUCCAGGAGUAUACAGAGGCCCCACUGGGACAGUCUGAGCAGCACAACCCAGCAGAAACUGCAGUGGACGAGGUGACACUGCUUUCUGAGCCGAAAGAUUCCUCUAAUGGUGAAGAGGAGGAAACAUAUGGGAACAUAUGUCGUGGUCAGGUCAUAUCUGAAGCAAAUUGUGGACAACCUGAGUUAGAUAGGAGGAAGAGUAGGAGAGUGUAAAGGCAUAGUAAGCUCAUGUAUAGAGGGAGUAAAGCUUAAAUGCAGAUAAGGUUGUGAAAAAUCACCCAUAAUGCACUGCAGAGAAAUCCUCGUCACCUUCCAAACUAGAACCACUAUGUCCACCUUUUUAACCUUUUAACACCAGUUAUUCUACAGUGUCUGUUCAUCAGUUGGAUUUUCAUCUCUAUAUAUACAAUAUAUACAAAAGUCUGUGGACACCCCUUGAAAUUAGUGGAUUCGGCUAUUUCGGCUUAAAAUGAAAUCCAAUGAGGAAAUACAUUAGAUUUUGUCCUGCUGAUCUACACAACCAACUCCACAUUUUCAAAGUGAAAGAACAAUUCUAUAUAUAUUUUUCCAAUUGAAUAAAACAAAAAAACAAAGAUGUCUUGAUUGCGUAUGUCUUCACACCCCAGAGGUAAUACUUGGUGGAAGCACCUUGGGCCGCCAUUAUAGCUGUGAAUCAUUUUGAAUAAGGUUCUACUAACUUUGCACAACAUACCCAUUGUUUUUUGUCCAAAUAGCUCAAUCUCAGUAAAUUUGGUUUGGGAGUCAUUGAUGGACAGCAAUAUUCAAACAUUGUCUCUAAUUGUCAAGCAGAUUUAAGUCAGCACAAGCCACAGUACUUGAAAAUAGAGAGGGUUUCACUCUGUGUUGUGUAGUUCUGGAUUUGGCCCGUGGUUUUUAAAUUAGGCCAGAAAAAAUGCAUUUCCCGUGUUGUCUUGCAGUAUUACUUAACAGCCUUUUUGCCAACAGAAUGUUUGAUUUGAAGUGGAUUUUUUUUAACACAGGCUUCCUCCUUUUCACUUUUCUAUAGAGGCUAAUAAUGUGGAGUGAAUGCAAUGUUGUUGAUCCUCCUGUUUGUGGUGGAAACAAUGUGUUAUUGGUGUGCUUGACCUCGGCAGGGAUUGGAGAGUUUGUCAGGAUCAUAAUAUGAAAGGAGCAAAGCCCAGAUUAACAAAGCUCAGAUUCAGUCUUCUGAAUACCAAACACUGGGAUAGAGUUGUAUUUUUCACCGAGUCAAUUGCACACAUUUUAAUCUCAAAGACACACCAGAACGGCUUUCCAAUAGCUGUUGACUGCUUCUGAAUGGUCCAGUGUGGUUCAGUCCUGACUUAAAUCUGCAUGAAAAUUUGAGACAAUGGCCUGGACUCAAUCCGUAUCGCUGUAGUCAAAUCCAAUGAAAAUCAAAUCAAGAAGCUGAUUUUCAAGGUUUGAAUUUUGCUGUCCAUCAAUGACUCCCAAACAAAUUUACUGGGCUUGAGCAAUUUGGACAAAAACAAUGUGUAUAUGUUGCCCUAUGAGAUGGUCAAAGGUGCUUCCACCAAGUAUUUACUCUGGGGUGUGAAGACAUACUGUACAUAAUUAAGACAGCUCCGUUAUUUUUAUUUUAUUUAUUAAUUUGGAAAAUGUUCUGUAUUUUUUUUUCUUUCACUUUUAAAAUGUAGAAUAAGUUAUGUACAUCAGUAGGAAAACAAUCAAAUGUCAUACAUUUUUUAUUUACUUUUAAGGCAGUAAAAUGUUAAGACUGUGCAGGGGGGGGGGGUUAUACACUUUCACUAGGCACUGUGUAUGUUUUUUUAUUCUGACUUUUUAACGGUGUUUUUAUAGAUUAGUGUCGCUCCUUACAUACAUUUUCAAUUAAUUAAAUGUUCAUCUUGCAACAGUUAAGAGUGUAAUAUUUGUUUUUCAAAGUUUUGUUCCUCUUCUAUGAAUUUGUAACUUAUUGUUGCACAGAAAAUGUGUAUUUAUGAACUUACAAAAUGUGUGUGAUGGUUAUGAAUCACUUCAACAUGUUGUAUUAUUGUUUUUAUUGUCUUUUUUAUUGAAAAUGUAUUUACAAUGUUUAAAGCUGAAUACAGGUGAAUACAGGUUACAAGCAGUCAGUAAUUUCAGCAUGAUUCAGUAACUAUGUAAAGUCAGAAGUCAGUAAUAAUGCACAUUGCAAUGUUAAACAAAUAUGAAGACAUGGUGUCAGUUGCAUAGCAUAUACACAAUAGCACAUCCUGUAAUAUGGGAAAUUUCUAAACAGUGAAGCAUUUCUGUUUUGACAGCCUAGUAAGCACACAUUGCAUUGAUGUACCACACGAUGUUCAAACCCACUUUGAAUGACGUCAAUAAACUCUGUUUUCUGCCAU